Messenger RNA from Prorocentrum cordatum, 336 nucleotides. The record is from the annotation of a GenBank genome assembly. NCBI's taxonomy places the organism in Eukaryota, Dinophyceae, Prorocentrales, Prorocentraceae.
AUGAUGACCGACUACACGACCGUGAUCGCCAUGCACGGAAGCGCGACGAGGCUCCACCGCCACACUGGCCACUCCCUCUUCGGUCCCGCGUUGCAGGCGCACCCUGAUGGCUCCGUGUUGAGGAGGGCGAUCGCUUCCCCCCGCCCGUUCGACCUCAAACGCGCUGGCGUGCUGAUGAGGGCGAGUGCGUUCCGCUGCCCCUUCGUCUGCGCCAUCGCACCGACCGCCGGCAUCUUAAUCGGCCAACCCCCUGAAAGGCGGCGGCGUGCCAGCUCGCGCGCGUCCGGGCGCGGGCGAAGGUUGGGAUGCGGGAGCUCCACGUGCAGGAUGCCUUGA